CGGCCAUCUUUGUUUCUCUGCCUUGUAGUGUAAAAUAUUCCAAAACGCCCCCCACUUUUUGUGUGUCGAUUUGAAUAUUACAUAAAUAUCAUAAUUUGGAAGGAAUACACUUUUAGAUCUCACGGAACGGGGUCACCGACGGGAAUAUAAUGUCCUCUCUUCUCCGUUCUUGUGAGGAAGAUGAGGGCACGGCGGUUAAUUCCGAGGGAGGAGAUUUUGAUGAAGAAGAAGAAGACGACGGGGACCUGGACGAGAACGCAAGCGACAUAAACUCGCCGGCGGCGCCUCGAGAAACUGCAGCAAGAGCCGCGCCAGAUGAUGGAGACGACAUUGGCGAGACAUCGGACAGGGACAACCUGGGGAAAAAGAAACGAGGGCCUAAGAAAAAGAAAGAGACGAAGAAGAAAGACAAGGAGAAGGAGGGAAAGAUCGCCAAAGCUCGCAAGCGCAAAAAAAUUGAGAGUGACAUAGAGAGAGACUCAGAGCCGGACUAUGCCAUGAACUCUGACAGUGCUGCCAGUGAUUACGGAGGGGAGAAGAAGAAGAAGAAGAAACACAAGGACAAAAAGGAGAAGAAAACCAAGAAAAAGAAGAAAGAAGACGAAGACAGCACGCAUGAAGAGACCACAAAGCCGGUAGAGAUGAAAACGUCAGCGCAGCUGGCCAGAGAGUGGGGACUUGAGGAUGUUGAGCACACAUUCACAGAAGAAGAUUACCGCACGUUAACCAACUACAAAGCCUUCAGCCAGUUCCUCAGGCCCAUGAUUGCUAAGAAGAACCCUAAAAUUCCCAUGUCCAAGAUGAUGACCAUUCUUGGGGCCAAAUGGCGGGAGUUCAGCUCCAAUAAUCCAUUCAAGGGUUCGGCAGCAGCCGUCGCUGCAGCUGCCGCCGCUGCCGCAGCAGCCGUUGCCGAGCAGGUCUCCGCAGCAACAGCCUCGCCCGAACCUCCACCUCAACCACCUCCACUACGCAAGGCCAAGACCAAAGAAGGCAAAGGCCCUGGCUACAAGAAACGAAGUAAGAGCCCCCGUGUCUCCGACAAGAAGAAGCCAAAACCCAAGAAAAUGGCUCCUCUGCGCAUUAAACUGGGAGCAAUUGGUAACAAGCGGAAGAAGAGCAGUUCAAGUGAGGAGGUGGAUGAGGAUGACUCUGAGCAGGAGAACUCCAGCGUUCACAGUUCUUCAGUCCGCUCUGACAGCUCAGGACGGGUCAAAAAGAAUAAAAGGGGUCGCCCCGCCAAGAAGAAGAAAAAGGCGCUGGGCGAUGAGGAUGGCGAUGGCUAUGAGACUGACCAUCAGGAUUACUGCGAGGUGUGUCAGCAGGGAGGAGAGAUCAUUCUAUGUGAUACCUGUCCCAGAGCGUAUCACCUGGUGUGCCUUGAACCUGAGCUGGAGAAAGCACCUGAGGGCAAGUGGAGCUGCCCUCACUGCGAGAAAGAAGGGAUCCAGUGGGAAGCAAAAGAAGAGGACUUUGAGGAAUUUGAAGAGGAGUGUGACGAUGUGCGGGAUGUGGAGCCAGGGCUUGGUGGAGAGGAAGAGGAGGACGACCACAUGGAGUUCUGUCGAGUGUGUAAAGACGGAGGAGAGCUGUUGUGUUGUGACUCCUGUCCGUCAUCCUAUCACAUUCACUGCCUGAAUCCUCCACUGCCCGAAAUCCCCAAUGGAGAAUGGCUCUGUCCACGCUGCACUUGUCCACCAAUCAAAGGACGAGUGCAAAAAAUCCUGCACUGGCGAUGGGGUGAACCUCCACCCCCAGUUCCCGUCCCUCCACCUCCAGACGCACCCCCUGAUGCCCCGCCCCCUCCGCCCAUGAAAGGUCGCCCCGAGCGGGAGUUCUUUGUGAAGCUGACGGCACAGUCCUACUGGCACUGCACCUGGAUUACUGAGCUACAGCUCGAGAUCUUCCACUCGGUGAUGUUCCGCAACUAUCAGAGGAAAACCGACAUGGAUGAGCCGCCCAGCCUUGACUACGGCUCUGGGGGAGAGGAGGAUUCUGGGAAGAGUGAGAAGCGGAGGGCUAAAGAUCCCCAAUACGCCAUUCUAGAGGAGAAGUACUACCGUUACGGAAUUAAGCCAGAGUGGAUGAUAGUGCACAGGAUAAUCAAUCACAGUGUGGAUAAGAAGGGCAACUACCACUAUCUGGUUAAAUGGAGAGACCUGACCUAUGAUCAGUGCACCUGGGAAAGAGAUGAGCUGGACAUCCCUGAGUUUGCUCUGCACAAAACGGCAUACUGGAGACACAGGGAGGCAGUGAUGAAGGAAGAUCCAGAGAAGCCGAGGAAGAUGAGGAGGAGAGAGGAGAACGAUGAAGCUCCAAGCACACCUGUUAAUGAUCCCACGAUCAAGUAUGAAGAGCAGCCGGAGUUUGUGACGGAGACAGGAGGAACGCUGCACCUCUACCAGCUGGAAGGCCUUAACUGGCUGCGCUUCUCCUGGGCUCAGGGCACAGACACCAUCUUGGCUGAUGAAAUGGGCCUGGGCAAGACUAUCCAGACCAUUGUAUUCCUCUACUCACUUUUUAAAGAGGGUCACACUAAGGGGCCGUUCCUGGUGAGCGCACCACUGUCCACAAUCAUUAACUGGGAGAGAGAGUUUGAGAUGUGGGCUCCUGACUUCUAUGUUGUCACUUACACCGGGGACAAGGACAGCCGGGCCAUCAUCCGCGAAAACGAGUUAACUUUUGAUGACACGGCUGUAAAGGGAGGAAAGAAAGCCUUCAAAUUACGGAGAGAAGCACCUAUUAAGUUCCACGUUUUACUGACAUCAUAUGAGCUUGUGACCAUAGACCAGAACGUUCUUAAGUCCAUUGACUGGGCCUGUCUUGUAGUGGAUGAAGCUCACCGUCUCAAAAACAACCAGUCUAAGUUCUUCAGGAGACUGAACGACUACAAGAUAGACCAUAAGCUGCUGCUAACAGGAACUCCACUCCAGAACAACCUGGAAGAGCUUUUCCAUCUGCUCAACUUCCUGACACCCAACCGCUUCAACAAUCUGGAUGGUUUUUUAGAGGAGUUUGCAGACAUCUCUAAAGAGGACCAGAUCAAGAAACUGCAUGACCUGCUCGGCCCUCACAUGCUGCGGAGACUCAAAGCUGAUGUGUUUAAAAACAUGCCAGCAAAAACGGAACUGAUCGUCAGAGUGGAGCUCAGCCCCAUGCAGAAAAAAUACUACAAGUUCAUUCUGACACGUAACUUCGAGGCGCUGAAUUCCAAGGGAGGAGGGAACCAGGUGUCUCUGCUAAACAUUAUGAUGGACCUAAAAAAGUGCUGCAACCACCCCUACCUCUUCCCUGUCGCUGCUGCCGAAGCUCCCAAGACACCAAGUGGAGCGUAUGAAGGUGUUGGGCUCACUAAGGCCUCUGGGAAACUCAUGCUGCUGCAGAAAAUGCUCCGAAAACUGAAAGAACAAGGCCACCGGGUGUUAGUGUUCUCUCAGAUGACCAAGAUGCUGGAUUUGCUGGAGGACUUCCUGGAUUGUGAGGGUUAUAAAUAUGAGCGGAUAGAUGGAGGCAUCACUGGAGCUCUUCGUCAGGAGGCCAUCGACAGAUUCAAUGCUCCUGGUGCGGUUCAGUUUUGUUUUCUCCUCUCUACGCGAGCGGGUGGUCUGGGCAUCAACUUGGCCACUGCGGACACAGUCAUCAUCUUUGACUCGGACUGGAAUCCUCAUAAUGACAUACAGGCCUUCAGUCGAGCUCACCGCAUCGGUCAGGCCAAUAAGGUGAUGAUAUACCGCUUUGUGACACGAGCUUCGGUCGAGGAGCGAAUCACGCAGGUGGCCAAAAGAAAGAUGAUGCUCACACACCUAGUGGUGCGGCCCGGAUUGGGCUCAAAAGCGGGAUCCAUGUCCAAACAAGAAUUGGACGACAUCCUCAAGUUUGGCACAGAGGAGCUCUUCAAAGAUGAGAUCGAGGCAGGGGACAAUAAAGAUGAUGAUGGCAGUGUAAUACACUACGAUAACGCAGCCAUCGAGCGUCUGCUGGACCGCAGUCAGGAUGCCACCGACGACUCUGACAUGCAGAACAUGAACGAGUAUCUGAGCUCCUUCAAAGUGGCCCAGUACACUGUCAAAGAGGAUGACAAGAUAGAGGAGAUUGAGAGAGAAAUCAUUAAGCAGGAAGAGAAUGUGGAUCCUGAUUAUUGGGAGAAACUCUUGAGGCAUCACUACGAGCAGCAGCAGGAGGAUCUGGCCCGCAAUCUCGGCAAAGGAAAGAGAGUUCGCAAACAGGUCAACUACAAUGAUGCCGCUCAAGAGGACCAAGAGUGGCAUGCUGACAUUUCAGAUAACCAAUCAGAAUACUCUGUGGGCUCGGAGGAGGAAGAUGAAGACUUUGAUGAAAGGCCCGAGGGUCGCAGACAGUCACGCAGGCAGCUCCGAAAUGAGAAGGACAAACCACUGCCACCGCUGUUGGCCAGAGUUGGCGGCAACAUAGAGGUAUUGGGCUUUAAUACGCGUCAGAGAAAAGCCUUCCUGAAUGCCAUCAUGAGAUGGGGGAUGCCCGCUCAGGACGCCUUCUCUUCUCAGUGGCUCGUGCGGGACCUCCGCGGCAAGAGCGAGAAAGAGUUCAAGGCGUAUGUGUCGCUCUUCAUGAGGCAUCUCUGUGAGCCGGUGGCUGAUGGUUCAGAGACGUUCGCUGAUGGUGUUCCACGUGAGGGGCUCUGCAGGCAGCCGGUCCUCACACGUAUAGGAGUCAUGUCUCUGGUCAAGAAGAAGGUGCAAGAGUUUGAACACAUCAAUGGGAAAUGGAGCAUGCCUGAGCUGAAGCCAGAGAUCACCGUGGACUCCAAGAAAUCCUCAAGAGCCUCUUCACCUGCCAUCAAGACAGACACUCCUACACCUGAGCUGAGCUGCAACAACACACCCUGCACCUCCAAACCAGCCACUCCCUCUCCACCUGACAAGACGGAGAAGAUCGCAAAAGAGGCGGAGAAAGAUGAGGCAGAGUCCCUGACAGAAGCAGAGAGAGAGCGAGAGAAGGAAAAAGCGAAAGAAGGAAAGGAGGGAGAGAGUGUGGAGAGCACAGAACAUGCAGAAACUUCCGCCACAGUGAAUGAGGGCGAGAAAGAUCCGGUAACCAGUGAAAAAUCUCAGACAUCUGAAAGUCCAGCAGCAGCUUCUGAUGACUCAAAAACGAAAGAAAAUCCUGACAUCCCUCAGUCAUCACCAAAAGAAAAGGGCGAGAAAGAGAAACAAGAGGAGCAGGAGGGGAAUGAAAAAGAGGCCUCUACAGAGAAACUAUCUGAUUCUCCGUCUGUUAAAGAAGAGAGCAAAGAGGUUCUGAAAGGUGACAAAAAAGAGAAGGCUGGAGAAGAGAAGGAGAAAACUGAAGCAUCCUCUCCUCCCUUAGAAACGACAGAGAAGAAGGACAAAUUAGAGCAGUUGUCUGAGGUCAAAAAAGAAGAGGUGAAGGGUGAAAGGGAUGCUGGGAAGGAGGUCAGAGUGCAGAGGGAGGAGGUGCCCAAAGCUAUCAGCAGACCAGCAGAGCGUCCACGGUUCAUGUUCAACAUUGCAGAUGGGGGAUUCACAGAGCUCCACACUCUCUGGCAGAAUGAGGAGCGGGCAGCUAUUUCAUCAGGCAAGAUCAACGAGAUCUGGCACCGACGACACGACUUCUGGCUGCUUUCAGGAAUCGUGUGCCAUGGCUACGCACGCUGGCAGGACAUUCAGAAUGACCCGCAGUUUGCAAUCGUAAACGAACCCUUCAAAACUCAAGCCAACAAGGGAAACUUCUUAGAGAUGAAAAACAAGUUCUUGGCCAGACGAUUCAAGUUGUUGGAGCAGGCCCUGGUAAUCGAGGAGCAGCUGCGUCGGGCUGCAUACCUCAACAUGACCCAGGACCCCACUCACCCGGCCAUGGCCCUGAAUGCCCGCUUUGCUGAGGUGGAAUGUCUAGCUGAAUCCCAUCAGCAUCUCAGCAAGGAGUCGCUCGCAGGAAACAAACCUGCCAAUGCCGUCUUGCACAAGGUGCUGAACCAGCUGGAGGAGCUUCUGAGUGACAUGAAGGCAGAUGUAACGCGGCUCCCAGCCACACUGUCCAGAGUCCCACCGAUCACAGCCCGUCUGCAGAUGUCAGAGAGAAGUAUCCUCAGCAGACUGGCCAACAAGGGCAACGAGACACACACACCGCCGCCUAUUCCUCCAGGCCCGUACGCCACCCCGCAGAACUUCGGCCCUCCCUUCACACCUGCACCCUCAGCGGCCCUCGCUCUGGCCGGAGCAAACUACAGCCAGAUGCCCCCCGGAUCCUUCAUAUCAGUGUUGAACGGGCCGCCCAUGUCAAUGAAGAAAGAGAGGGAGGCCGAGCUCCUGAUGGCACGGAGGGAACAGCGCAGCGGGGAGGUGAUCUGCAUCGAUGACUGAAUUCAGCAACUCACACACACAAACACACACACACACACGCACACGCUGACUCAGUCAAAGGACAUCUGCAUGCAAACAUAAACAACUAUUCCUGAACACACACACACACACACACACACACAUGCACCUGCAGUUUGACGAAUGAACAGACUACCCUCAGUAUCACAGCAGCACUUUCACAAACAGCUACGCAGAGCUUCAGCUCGCCCUUUGGUUAUUUCCUCCCGAACACUUAUGUGCACAUACACACACAUGCACACAUACAAAAGAUUUGAUUUCCUUUCCUCUCAUAACUAUCAGCCUCACAUUUCAGAAGAAUCCACACGCUCAUGUUCAUCUGAAGUCCCGUGCCCUCGCUAAUGCCCCACGACACAGACAUGAAGCUGCAUGUAUGUGGAAGAGCUUCCGCAGUGAUUUGUUUUCCAACAGCAUGCAUCUCGCAGUCCACGGUUCAGUCAAGAGAAAGCCCCUGUGCCCGCUCUUGCAUAGUGCAAUCUUUCAAGAAAACCCUCAUUGUAAGCUAGCGGGACUGUUUCAGAGCUGCCAUGUCCCAUAAACAAGCUUCAAGCAGUCUUCUUAAAGGGAGUGUUCAGCCUAAAAGAUUCCUGUCAUCAUUUAGCCAUCCUCAAGUUCUUCCAAAUCUUCCUUUGUUCUGUUGAGAAUUGAAGAACGCUAGCAACUACUAAACUAUCAACAUAUAGCAUUGGUUUUCAUUGUAUUUUCCUCCUACUGUGAAAAUUAAUAGCUUUAGCAUUCUUCAAAAUGUGUUUAACGGAAGAAAUAACUCUAAUUUAUUACAUUUUUGUCUAAUGUAUAAUGAAUGUAUCUAUACAAUGAAUAUAAUGGGCAUUGUUGCAUCCCAUUGACGUUCAUUUAAUGAUUAUAAAACACAAUGAAUAUCUUUUGUGCGGAAGUCAACCAUGUGUGGAAUGACAUUGAGUGAAUGAUGGCUGAAAUUUCAUUUCAGGGUGAACUGCCCCUUUAAGAAUAUGGGCUAACAGCAUGGUGGUGAUUUAGUUUGGGAGGAUAUAUAUGUAUUUUAAUGUAAAAAUAUGGAGGGGGAUGGGGGGGGGUGUAUUAAACAUUACCCUGGCCAACUUUGAGAAAAAAAAAACGAGGUAAAAUUUAUGACCUACCACGACAGUAAAGAAGUAAUGUAUUAUGUUCAAUUCAAUCAGUAUUGGCUGCAGUAUUGUCUCGCGAUAAAAAAACAGUAUGUAAUGAAGUUUAUUUAGCCUUAUAUUGGGACAUCGAGCAUUGAAAUGUAAAGUUACAUGCCUUUAUUAAAGUAUUGACCCUUAAUCUAGUGUUACGGUGAGGUGAAGAGGGUUCAAAAGCAUCUUUGUACCUCCCCAAGUGUUACCGAAGCACGUUCGGCAGUUCUACACUUCAUUCUCUCUCAUCACUUCAACUUCACCUUUCUCAUUCAAACCAAUCGCUCACAUCUCACUCCUAUCCUUUAUUCACAUUUCUACUUGUUUUUACGAGCUCUUUGAUAUCGUUUGCGUAUUUAAACUCGGUUUCAUUGUGUUCUCCUGUUUUUAAUCCUUGUUAUUACAACUAAGAUUAUUGUUGUUGCUCUUGAUGUUGUCCUUGAUGUUACAUUUGCGAAGCUUCUACCAAAUGAAAAUAAUAAUAAUAAUAAUAAAAAAACAGUCGAAACAUUGACGCAUUGUAUGUUUGGUCCAUCACAUUUCUCUAUAUCGGACCUCUUGUAAAAGAAUAUUCCACAAAGGGGUCGAAAGGACUUGCGAAUAAUCGAUAUCACCGCUAUCCUACGGACAUCGCUUGUAUCUACAGUAGAUUCGGGGCUUGCAAAACAAAUAACCUGUAUGCAGUGGAUCACAUGUAACCAUGAUAUUGAAAACAUAUGAAUGCAUAUAUUCAAAUCUGCAAUUGAAAUUCCUUCUGCAAUGUUUUUUGGCUCCUACAAAAGUAAAGCCUUGUAAUGUUACCGCCUUAAAUGGUAAUACAGCUGUAAAGGGUUAAUGAACAGAUGUGAACUCUGUAUAUGGCUGCAGUUGUACUAUACCUAGCUAGGCCUCAACUCAAGACAGAUCACGAGUUGAAAUGUUAAUUUAUUUGCCCCGUUCCCCAGUAUAGUUCUGAAAUAUUGUUCAUUUCAGUGCUUGGUUUUAUUUGGGAGAGUUGCGUCAAUUCAAGCACUUACUGUUCAUUUUUUCAUUUCUGCCUUUUAAUGUUUUUUUUGUUGUCAGUAUUUUCUGCAUUUUCUUUGUUUCCUGCUAAGAGUCACUGUGUACGUUGUGUGAUCCCAGACAGUCGGUGACAUUGUUGUGAUCAACAUUUGGCACACCGAACGGAACAUGUUAAUAAUGCAUCUUUCUCUCUUUUGUUUUGUUUUGUUUGUAAUAAAAUAAAAUAAAAAACAAAUAAAUGA
Danio aesculapii is the source of this 8754-nucleotide messenger RNA. It is a transcript of the gene chd3, whose product is annotated as chromodomain helicase DNA binding protein 3. Gene Ontology annotation, biological process: chromatin remodeling; negative regulation of transcription by RNA polymerase II. The record is from RefSeq and is a predicted model, not a curated record. Lineage: Eukaryota; Metazoa; Chordata; Actinopteri; Cypriniformes; Danionidae. Bases 150 to 6356 code for a protein of 2068 amino acids. Gene Ontology annotation, cellular component: chromatin; nucleus; NuRD complex. Gene Ontology annotation, molecular function: ATP binding; ATP hydrolysis activity; chromatin binding. The transcript is spliced from 40 exons.